Messenger RNA from Tachyglossus aculeatus (Australian echidna), 2228 nucleotides. It is a transcript of the gene TCTN2, whose product is annotated as tectonic family member 2. Bases 62 to 2128 code for a protein of 688 amino acids. Gene Ontology annotation, cellular component: MKS complex. The transcript has 18 exons. Gene Ontology annotation, biological process: cilium assembly; protein localization to ciliary transition zone; smoothened signaling pathway. NCBI's taxonomy places the organism in Eukaryota, Metazoa, Chordata, Mammalia, Monotremata, Tachyglossidae. The record is from RefSeq and is a predicted model, not a curated record.
GCCAUAGUCGCCGUAGUAGCCCAACGGCCACUGAGGUGGCCCAGCGCGGGGCCGUCGAGCCAUGGGCCUCGUGCUGCUGCUGGUGGUGUCCGCCCUCCCCGUGUCCCUCAGCCCGCACCCCGCUUUCAUUCCUUCGUUCAUCUACAUGUCCGGCCCUUCGGUUAGCGCAUCUCUGGUUGGAGGCCCAGCGAAUAGCAGCUUUUCCCUAACCGUAGUGAAAAACAGUUCGGGAAUUUUGCCGACACCUGAUUGUGGAUCUCAGAAUAAUGGAACAGACAAAUGGAAUUUGACAGUGACUCCUGGAACAAAAGUGCAGGAAGUGACUGUACAAUUGAAUCCAAAUCUACAGUCUUGUUCCUCCAGGGAGACGGAUUUCUUCGCAGAAUUACCUUGUGUUGUUGAAACGCUUGUGGUUUCUGCCUUCUACAGAUCUUCCUGUGUCGCAUACUUACUCAUUCAGGCAGAAAUCCAUGCCAACUCAUCCCUUCUUCAGAAUGUAUCAGAAAGCCCGACGGCGAUCCCCAAUCAGGUCUAUCAGCCCCUUGGCGCUUGUCCUUGUGAUUUGACAGCUGGGGCCUGUGAUGUGCGGUGCUGCUGUGAUCAGGAAUGCACGUCAGAUUUAAAGUUAUUCGAACAGUUCUGCAUUGCCGGAGUCUUGGGUGGGAAUGUAAAUCCUCCUUUUGACCAGCUGUGCUCAGCUCAGGCCAGAAAUGACGUCCCCGAUUGGUUUCCAUUUUUGUGCGUGCAGUCUUCCCUCGAAAACACACCGUUUCUUGGUUACUUCUAUCACGGUUCUGUUUCUUCCAAACAAGAAUCCCGCUUUAAUGUUCCCUUCCACUCCGAUAUAAAGGACCUUUCCGAUUUUGGUUACAAACAAGGAGAACCAAUUAUGACUGUAGACAAAGAGUAUUUCACCAUUCCUCAGAUAUCCAUGUCUGGGCAAUGUAUCAAAAAUGCCCCAGUGGCAUUUCUUCAGAAUUUUGAUGUUAAAUGUGUUACUAAUUUGGCUGACUAUGAGGAAGGGCUUAUCAACGUGAGGAUAAACAAUGGCAGCAUAGGCGGUGCUGUCAUCCCCCAAAUAACUUACGAAGAAGUAACUGAUUUAAGCAAAUUCAUCGCUAGUACAGAAACAUUUCGGAAACCUGGGUCAUCUGAAAAAACUGUGAACUUGGAAGAACAUUACAUCUUCAGGUGGAGAAACACUACCAUCAGUGAAAUAAAGGUCAAAGUUGUCUAUGCAAAAGUGAAUGUCGAUCAAAAAGGGUUGCUGACGCAAAGAUUUACAGUAAAAUUUUUAAAUUUCAAUGGUGUGAAUGAGCAAGAACUGUCUGGAAAUCCAGGUUACCAGAUUGGAAAACCCGUUAGAGCUCUAAAUACCAACGGUGUGGAUAACAUUACUACUUUAAACCUUUGGCAUCCAGAUGCCGGCGGUUUGUGCACAUCAGCAACUUUUACACCCGUUUUAUUUGGAGAGAAUACCUUGUCCGGGUGCCAUUUGGAAGUUGGCAUUAAUGAAAAUUGCACUCAGUUUAGGGAGAACGUCACCGAAAUACUGAAUUCAUUAGUUCAAGCAACCCAUGUUGCAAUGAGAGGCAACUCAAAGUACGAAAGACUCAGCGAUGGCUGGUUGGAAAUAAUACAUACCCGCUUUACUGAUGCAAAGCCAAAUGCCGGAAAUUUGAGUGGCGUCUGCCCAGACGUUCCUGCAGUGCUGAAUAUCCGCGUCCUCUUUGCCGAUGCUGGGGCUGUAGAAGGCAUUCCCCAGCAAGAAAUUCUGGGUGUGGAGACCAGAUUCUCAACAGUUACCUGGCGAUAUCAUUGUGAAAUCACCUGUGAGGAUCAAUUCCAAAAUUUUCCCAUCAGUACGUCAGUCCAGUUUAUCAAAAUACCUGCUCAGACACCUCAGCCACUAACAAGCUUCCAGAUCAAUUUUACAGAAUACGACUGCAGUCGAAAUGACGCGUGUUGGCCACAUCUUGCUUACCCGCUGACACGGUAUUAUACAGGAGAACCCUAUUCUCAGUGUGUUGCCAAAAGUUUGCUGUUGGCUUCUUUCUUCGUAGUAGCGGCAUUUCUAAGCGAUCCAUGGAAGAGAAUCUGCAAAACCUGGAAUCCGACUGCUCCCUGACUUUGAACUAUCCUUUUUUGCCCCGCUUCCUCGGUGCUUUGUUCAAGUUUUGUGUACGGUUAUGUAGAGUUUUACCAAAUGAAGUGUUUUUAACGGUGUA